Branchiostoma belcheri (Belcher's lancelet) is the source of this 2524-nucleotide messenger RNA. RefSeq names its product serine/arginine repetitive matrix protein 1-like. The record is from RefSeq and is a predicted model, not a curated record. The transcript has 7 exons. The coding region runs from base 20 to 1627 and encodes 535 amino acids. NCBI's taxonomy places the organism in Eukaryota, Metazoa, Chordata, Leptocardii, Amphioxiformes, Branchiostomatidae.
GUGCAUUUUCUGGUCCAAAAUGGCGGAAGUUGGAAGUUUGCAAGUGGACCACAGUUACAAACGUGUUGUAGAAAGCUGGUUUCCCGACUUAUUCCAAAAGGAACAACCAAAAACCAAAGUGAUCGAUGCGGGGGAAAGAAAAGGAGACGUCGGGAAGAACGGAAGGCAGUCUGAGAGUACCAGUGGUGAGAAGCCCUCCUUAAAGCAGAAGAAGAAGCAGACUGUUCCCAUGGCAACCAAGAUAGGCAGCCUGGUGGAGGGGAAGAUUCUUCCCAAGCUGAAGAAAAGACAACAGGUGCAUCAGCAGGAAAAGAAAGGAAAUAAAGUCCCUUCAGCAGACAGCAAUGAUAGUAAAGACGAGGACAGUAAGCUGACGUCCCUGUCUCAGUCCCAGAGGAAACAGCCUGACGGUCAGCAGCAGGGGGGACAGCAGAAGCUGUCCAGGAAUCAGGUCAGGAGGAUGAAGAAGAGACAGAAGAAGGAGCAACAAGCAGCUGGAACACAAGAGGUGCCAGAGCCAGUGACAGGACAGUUCCCCACCUUAGAGAACCUCUUGCAGAGUCCGUCCAAGUUGUCACAGGGAAAAGUGGGAGGCAUUCAGCAAACCAAGGAGAAAGAGCAGCAAAGGCAAGAACAGUCUUUGACAGAGUCGCCAAAACCUUCUGAACAAACAGCUGAGGCAAAAGAGGACCAGGCUUGUAGUCCAGCCACAGGUAAGAAAAACAAAAGGAAAAGGUCACAUGCUACACAGGAUCAGCCUUCUCCAAAUCUGCCGGUUCGUCCUAAGCCAGACAGUCCUGGUUUAAGUAGAACUGAAGAAGCUCAGUCAAGAAAUGACACAGGAGAGAAAGAAAUAAGUCAAGAUGCAACUGUUCUAGUGUCAAAGAAAAGGAAGAGGAAAAGGCAUAAUAGUAAAUCCAAAGAAGCACCUUCUGAAGAGUCCAAGGAAGAUACAUCAGACUUCAAGAAACAGGUGAAUGUAAGUCCCGCAGGUGAUGGGGAACAGGUAGGGAAUGCUGAAGGACAGGUAAGCACACCUGGGGAAGGAAAGAGAAGGAGGAAACGGAGAAGGGCCAAGAAGGUUGCGACUCCUGAGGAGCAAGAACCACAAGGACCUGUGGAACCAUCUCCCAAGAAACCCAAACUGCAAAUAAAGGCAAAUCUGCCAGGAGGCGCUGCUAAACAGACAACAGACAAACCUAGUCCUGGUGGUCAAGGAACAAGCUCAGCUAAAACGGAAAAGAAGAAGAGAAAGACUCCUUUGGUGCAAGAGCAAGGUGGUGAAGAGAAAACAUUAAAAACAGAGGAUACCGAAGAGACACCAGCAAAGAAACAAAGACUGUCUGUGGAGAAGAAUGAAGAUGUUGAUGCCACUACAGCUGAUACACAACCAGAAGGGGGUCUGAAAAAGAGGAAGAGAAGGAGGAGAAGGAAAAGAACAACAUCUGAACAGAGUCAGUCUUCAGAGACAGAAGCCAGUACUGCAGUUAAGCCUGCCCCAAAGGAAGGGGAUACAGUCAGUUCUGCAGAACCUGAGGAUGAAUCUGUCACCACUUCGUCACCUAAGAAGAAAAAGAAAAGAAGAAGAAGUAGACAUAAGAAGGAUGUCUCACAAGAAGAAGCCUGAAGCUGUUAGGCAACCUAAAAAAGAAGCAGCAUCUUCAAGACCUUAAACAGAAGAAUGUUGUCUUCUCAGUUGAAGUAACCUCCAAGUGCCAAUAUGUAUUACACAUGUAGGUAGUGUCAAAAUUGAAAUAGAACAGAAUACUUCAGGAUCAAGUAGAUAGAAUCCUAGCAAAACCUAUGUUUAUCUGAUGCUAAUAAUGUUGCAAUAUAUCCUAAAUCUUAGUUGUCUAUUUUCAUCUUUAUUACACCUCUAAAAUUGCUUUAUAUAACAAUGCACGUAAUAUAGUAAUAGUAAUAUUAUUAAUGUUAAUCAUCACUAUUUAAUUAUUAAUCUGCCCUUCCAUUUCCCUUUGACAGACAGAUCUAGCUAGCUCUUAUAUUAAAUACACUUGAAUUAUUUAUGAUGAUAUCAUGUAUCAGCAAAUUAUUACAAAUAAUUUACAGUCAAAGGUUUUUGUAUUGAGUUCAUACUGUAUAUGAAAGAGGAAGUUAUGGAACUCUGGAAAUAGAUAGUUAUGUGUUUGUUUGGCUAAUGUUUACAUAUAUUCAGUUGAUUUAAUGUUGCCACCAUGUAGUACAGAUUUCCCUUUGUCUUGGUUAGUGUUACUGUUAGCUCUACAAAAAGUACGGUCAACGUUUGCUAUUCAGAAAACAGAUUUGAUACAUUAUUUAAAACAUUCUUAAUUUUAGUUAGGGAAAAAAUUUUUUAGAUUCUAUCAUUAUCAUUAUGAUAAUUCAUAAACUUAGAAAUGAUUUGUUUGGGUUCUGUUUCCACAGGAAUUAUUUUAUCAGGUGUGUUUUUAAAACUGACACACCAAUAAGAGUUUUAUGAUUUAUUUUAUACUUGUUUAGAGGAAGGUACUUGAGCUAAAUCUAGUUUUAAAUUAUAUUUUCACAU